CCAGAGCCGGUACUGCGUGAGCAGACCACAGCCCCCUGUGAGAGGCUGGCUACAGUUGGUACCUGCCGCCCUCUCAGCAGUUGGCAGCACUGGUAGCGUGGCAGUCCCUGCGCCUUCUGUUGUCUGCCGCAUUUGUAUCGAGCUGUUUCCAGUGUGAAGGCGUGCGUCCGCAUUUUGUGCUGCAGCUUCCGAGUUGAUAACUUCUACCGCACGGAUAUCGUUAAUAAGAAUCGACUACGAUGGCGGCCGGCAAUGAAGCUCAGCACAGCACACCGGUGUACCUGGGCGCCCUGCUGGAUGACGGGGAGGGCGCCACCGUCACUCUGGUGGCGGGGGAGACGCGGCUGGUGGUGCACAGGGCGGUCCUCGUGGCCGGGAGCCCCGUCUUCGCAGCAAUGUUCCGCCACGACACGGCGGAGUCGCGCGGCGGCCUCGUCGACGUCGCAGACGUGGACGGGACGGUGCUGAGGGAGCUGCUGACGUACCUGUACACCCUCCGUGCCCCGCAGCUGGCGAGCCUGGCCCCCCGUCUGCUCGUCGCCGCCGACAAGUACGGCGUGGCGAGCCUGAAGGCGCAGUGUGAGCAGCAGCUGGCCGCUGGGCUGACGGUGGACAACGCGGCGGCCACAGCUGUUCUCGCGGUGCGACACUGCUGCCCCGGCCUCCGGCAGACGGCCGUCUCCUACAUAAAGGGCCACACACACCGAGUGAUGGCGACGCAGGGCUGGGCUGACGCAGUGCGCACCCAGCCAGAAGAUGUCGUCGAACUCAGCGGGUUGCUGGCGGAGACGCCACCGGAAUCCAGCUCGCCCGCCAGCCCCGGCCGCAGUGCCGCCACUCAGCCUCCCAGCGGCGCGGCUGCCCGCCACACUCCGCCGCCUCCUGACGACGCUGCCGUCUCUCGCCUGUGCCGAAGUGUGUCAAUUGCGGCCGUGCGGCCAUUGGAGAAGACGGCGGCAGCCCUUGCAGGCGAGUCAGCCGAGUACAGGGGGCAGCCCGGCCGACGCUCGGCCCUUCCUGCAGCUCGCGUGCGCCACGCCGCAGCCGCCUGCGUGUGCAGACACGGCUGUCGCACGUCUAACAUUCGACCUGGUCUCUGCCUGAAGGCACGCGGUUGCUUCCUGACGGCGGUAGGGGGCGUCGCUUGCGGGGGUCGCCUGCAGACGGCGCAGCCUGCCCUGGCCGCCCUCUGCCCUGGACGCGGUACAGUGUGUCCGUCAAGUCGUGCGCCCUCUCCGCUGCACAGUGCUGUCCCGGCGACCCAGUCUGGCCACACAGCCUGGCGGCGCUCUCUCCCAGCUCAGCGACUGCCCUGUCCAGAAAAACACGACAUUGCGGAGAGCCUCUCUCAACGGGAGAUAGGGAGGAGGCUGAUAGAGGCGGCCAGGCAAGGCGCGGCGGAGCAGCUGCGCGAGUUGCUGGCGGCGGGGGCGGACGUGGGGGUGAGGGAGGAGUGGGGGGGCAGGUGGACCGCCCUGCACCUGGCAGCAGGCAGGGGUCACGUGGCGGCAGCCAGCUGCCUCGUCGGCGCCGGCGCGGAGGUCGACGCCAGGACCAGCAGGGGGCAGCAGACGCCACUGCACUGGGCUGCAGACAGUGGCCGCGCUGGUGUGGUGCGGCUGCUGGUCGGCGCCUCUGCUGACCUCAACGCCAGGGAUCGGCGGGGACAGACGCCGCUGCACAGGGCGGCAGAGAGGGGCCGGGCAGAGGCGGCGGCUGAGCUCCUCCUGGCGGGGGCGGACAGGGGGGCCCGGGAUGAGGAAGGCAGGACCCCCCUGGACCUCGCCAGGAAGUACGGAAAGCAGCAGCUGGUGGAUAUGCUGAGACAACGCUGA
Schistocerca cancellata (South American locust) is the source of this 1835-nucleotide messenger RNA. RefSeq names its product poly [ADP-ribose] polymerase tankyrase-1-like. Gene Ontology annotation, molecular function: protein binding. NCBI's taxonomy places the organism in Eukaryota, Metazoa, Arthropoda, Insecta, Orthoptera, Acrididae. Bases 240 to 1835 code for a protein of 531 amino acids. The record is from RefSeq and is a predicted model, not a curated record. The transcript has 6 exons.